This is a messenger RNA of Parnassius mnemosyne (clouded apollo), 909 nucleotides long. NCBI's taxonomy places the organism in Eukaryota, Metazoa, Arthropoda, Insecta, Lepidoptera, Papilionidae. The record is from the annotation of a GenBank genome assembly.
AUGGACACGUCAGAGUAUAAUUUCAAAAUACAACAACUUUUAUCGGACGUAAGUACAUACAAAAAGGUCAAAAUAGACCCUACAACUAAUACACUCAAAACAACUACUGAUUUAAUAAAGAGAUACUCCGAAAAAUUAAAUCUUGACGUGAAUUCAACAAUACCAUCGUGUGCCAAACCACCGAGGUUGUAUGGGUUACCGAAAAUACACAAACCAAACGCUCCACUACGUCCUAUAGUAAGCCAGAUCGAUUCACCAACUUAUAAGUUGGCUCAACACUUGGCGAAAAUACUGUCACCACUAAGAGGACAUACCAGAGCACACACAAAGGAUUCAUACCAAUUUGUUAGUGAGAUUAAAGACCUACAUCUCGCUGACAAUGAAACUAUGGUCAGUUUUGAUGUUCAGUCACUAUUCACAUGCCUACCUAUUGAAGACUGCAUCUCAAUUGUUACUAGAAAGCUAGAAGAUAACAACAUGCCUACAGAAUAUGCAGUAUUACUCAAACACUGCCUCACAUCUGGCUAUUUAUUGUGGAAAGAAGAGUUCUACAUGCAAGUAGAUGGAGUGGCAAUGGGCUCACCUGUAUCUCCCGUAGUCGCCGACAUAUUCAUGGAGGACUUUGAGGAGAAAGCCCUUCUUACUGCUCCUGUAAAUCCAAGAUUCUACAAGCGGUACGUAGACGAUACUUUCACAAUUUUACCAUCUGACAAAGUAACUGCAUUUUUAAACCACCUUAAUUCCAUAAACCCUAAAAUACAAUUCACAAUGGAGUUAGAGGCAAACAAUACUUUAGCUUUUCUAGAUGUUUUAGUCAUCCGAAAUCCUGAUAACACUAUUGGUCAUACUGUGUACAGAAAAAAUACCCAUACAUACAUAAACACUCACGCCUGUCACCCAGAGGGGUAG